UAUUGUGUGAUCACCACUUUGUGCAAACAUAAUUAAAGGAAGAUGGGUGUGAUGAUAUUGGUAUUGUUACUAUGCUUUGCUAUGGCUUUCUCCCAGCAGAUUAAUAUGAUAGAAGUGGAGAAACGAGCUCUGCUUCAAAUCAAAUGGUGGGAUUUUAGCGAUCACUUCUCGGACGACCCUUGUCACUGGGAAGGUAUAUAUUGCAAUGACUUUGGAAGCGUUACUGAGAUGAGGCGGCCAAUAAUCCCUUCAAAGCACUGUCGGCUAGCAGAUCUCAAUCUCACUGCAUUUCCCAACCUACAACAUUUGGAUCUUCAUGAAAUGGGUUUGAUAGGCGCUAUUCCAACUCAGAUAGCUACUCUUCAUAACCUCAAGCUUCUGAACUUGUCUCAUAAUAAUCUUACAGGUAUCAUUCCAACUCAAAUUGGAGCUCUUCAUAAUCUUACCGGUUUGGACUUGUCUAACAACAAUCUUAUUGGUACCAUUCCAACUCAAAUUGGAGCUCUUCAUAAUCUUACCGGUUUGUACUUGUAUUACAACAGUCUUAUUGGUACCAUUCCAACUGAAAUUGGAGCUCUACAUGGUCUUAUCUCUCUGGACUUGUCUAACAACAACCUUAUUGAGCUUGCAUACACCUUAGUUGUGAAUGAAAAAUGUGAUGUUUAUAGUUUUGGAGUGGUGACAAUGGAAACAAUCAUGGGAAAACAUCCAGGAGAUUUGAUAUCAUCUUUGUCAAAGACAUAUUCUGAAAGUAUUUGGCUAAAAGAUGUGUUAGACCCACGUAUCCCACAGCCAUCAUGAAAAGAUGCACGAGAUGUGACUCUUUUGAUCACAAUAGCAUUAGCAUGCUUGAAUCCAUCUCCCCAGUCUCAGCCAUCGAUGCAGCAUGUGUCUCAAAGGUUUUUAUCCUCCAACAUGCCAUUAGCCAUUCCUUUUAAUGAUAUUUCGAUUCAGCAUUUGAUGAAUCAAUAUGUGCAAAUAAUGUAGUCUAAUAAAAAGCUAGUAGACUUGGCUUUAUAUUUGCUUUUUGAGGCAGAUGUAACCUUUAGUUAGGAUUUUCCAUAAAGUCUAGAUUUGAACUUUGAACUUAGCCAUA
Messenger RNA from Neltuma alba, 1096 nucleotides. Its product is annotated as probable leucine-rich repeat receptor-like protein kinase At1g35710. NCBI's taxonomy places the organism in Eukaryota, Viridiplantae, Streptophyta, Magnoliopsida, Fabales, Fabaceae. Gene Ontology annotation, molecular function: protein binding. The transcript is spliced from 5 exons. The record is from RefSeq and is a predicted model, not a curated record. Bases 43 to 801 code for a protein of 252 amino acids.